AUGUACAGGGAGGAGGAGAAAGAGAGAGAGAGAGAGAAACAGCAAGGGUCUGACAGUGUAUGUCUGUCUACAGAGCAGUUUCUGAAGAGGCGAAGGACAGCGCUGUGGUUCUCCACUGCUCUGCUUCUCCUCUCGGUGGUCAUCCUGGUGGUGGGCCUGGUGUCGGCCACCCGGACCGGGAACGUGGCUGUUGCCGGUUACUACCCUGGGAUAAUUCUAAGUUUUGGAGCUUUCCUGGCCAUUGUUGGAAUAAACCUGGUAGAGAACCGAAGGCCCAUGCUUGUGGCAUCAAUUAUCUUCGUUAGCAUCGGUGUGAUCGCUACCUUCUUCUGUGCUAUUGUGGAUGGGAUCAUUGCCGCUGAGUUCAUUGACAAACGGCCCCUGGAGGAAGGCAGGUGUGACUUCUAUGCCAGCGGGACAGGGUACGCCUAUGACAACUACUACACAGAGGUGACAUGCUACUCUUUUAACAGCAAGUGUAAGAUCCGGGUGAGGAGCAACACCUGCUACUGCUGCGACCUGCACAGCUGUGAGAGCCCGGACUACCACGCGCAAUACUACGAAUACACAGGUGUGAGUGGCUGCAUGGACGCGAUACACCUGUACCGCCUGCUCUGGUCCUCUGUGGUGCUCAACAUUUUUGGCCUGUUCCUGGGCAUCAUCACUGCGGCCAUCCUGGGAGCCUUCAAGGACAUAAAUCCUGCCCCACAGAGUUCCCCCAGUCCGGCUCCACCUCCCCACAUUUUGUACAAUCCCACGCAACACGUCCUGACCUAUGCUGGAUUCUGCCCCUCUGGCCAGGCGCUGCCCUCAUACCCCAACUACCCGCUUCCCUUACAGCACCAUGGAACUUACCAGCCCCCUCCUGCAGCACAGCCUGUCCCAGAUGCACCAGCAUCCCCGUCCGAGGAGAGCCAGCCCCCCUCCCAGGCCUCGUCCAGCUACAUGCUGACCCCGAACGCCCCUGUGCUUUAUGGGACAUCUUACGGUCCCUUCGAGAAACCGCCACCGUACGCCUGCUGA
Molecule: messenger RNA, 1023 nt
Organism: Megalops cyprinoides (Indo-Pacific tarpon)
Lineage: Eukaryota; Metazoa; Chordata; Actinopteri; Elopiformes; Megalopidae
Product: transmembrane protein 255B
Exons: 9
Coding region: 1-1023 (340 amino acids)
Source: RefSeq, a predicted model, not a curated record